Molecule: messenger RNA, 3720 nt
Organism: Cynoglossus semilaevis (tongue sole)
Lineage: Eukaryota; Metazoa; Chordata; Actinopteri; Pleuronectiformes; Cynoglossidae
Gene: crispld2
Product: cysteine-rich secretory protein LCCL domain containing 2
Exons: 15
Coding region: 354-1907 (517 amino acids)
Cellular component (GO): extracellular region
Source: RefSeq, a predicted model, not a curated record
GGAGGGAGGGAGGGAGGGAGGGGAGCAGAGGGAGACAGUCAUGUUUUCCUCUGGUCAUGAGGGGUCUCCUUCUCUAUAUAAGGCUCUGUGAGCAGCACAGGAGUUCCACAGUUUUUCUUCUCUGCUCCAGGAACAGAGCCAACAACCACCACCAGCAGCAGCAGCAGCAGCAGCAGUUGCACCAGCAGAAGUUCUCUUCCACUUGGGAAUUAUCCUGUGAUCCAUUCUCCAGAGCUGAAACAUUGCAGUAACUGGACACAAACGAGAGAGAAGCAGGUUGUGUCUGGAACUUUGAAGCCUGUCCACAGUCUGCUGCAGUUUUCAAGUCCAGAGCAGACAGCUGUAGAGACAGAAUGACCCACACCGCCAUGACCUGGCUCCAUGUCGUCUCCAUGGUGCUGCUGUGCAUCAGGGAUUCAUCCUCCCUCUUCCUGCCCGACUCCAAGGAGCUCAGGCAGCUGCUGAGCCGCUAUGAGGAGGAGGUGAGUUUGGACGGGACCAGCAACACGGGCGGCAACAGGACUCGACGAGCCAUCCGCUGGUCAGACCGUGAGGAGAUCCUCCAGCUGCACAACAAGCUGAGGGGGGGUGUCUACCCUACUGCCUCCAACAUGGAGUACAUGGUUUGGGAUGAUGAGUUGGAGCAGUCGGCUACUCACUGGGCGGAGCAAUGUCAGUGGGACCACGGACCUGAGGACUUGUUGAUGUCUAUUGGACAAAACCUGGCUGUCCACUAUGGCAGAUACCGCUCGCCCGCCUUUCACGUCCAGUCCUGGUACGAUGAGGUGAAAGACUACACUUAUCCUUACCCCCAUGAGUGCAACCCCUGGUGUCCAGAACGCUGCUCUGGGCCCAUGUGCACCCAUUACACCCAGCUGGUCUGGGCGACCACGAACCGAGUGGGCUGCGCCGUGCAUGUGUGUCCCAGGAUGAACGUGUGGGGGGAUGUAUGGGAGAACUCUGUUUACCUGGUGUGCAACUACUCCCCAAAGGGCAACUGGAUCGGAGAGGCCCCGUACCAGCAUGGACGCUCGUGUUCUCGGUGCCCUCCCAGCUACGGAGGAGGAUGCAGGAAUAACCUGUGCUACAAACAGUCCCAGCGCCCGGAGACAGAGGACAUGAACGAGGUGGAGAAGCCCCAGGUUCCAAUGCUGCCCCGUACCACAGCUAAACCUGCCCCUAAACCUAAACCGUCUGCUCCGAGGAAACCAGCAGCCAAACCCUCCACUCCAAAAACCCCGUCUUCAAAGACUCCCUCCAACACCUACUUAGCUCAACCAAUUAAAUGUGAGACCAGACUGCGAGACAAGUGCAAGGGAGCGACGUGCAAUCGGUAUCUGUGUCCAGCCAACUGCCUGAAUAAGAAAGCCAGAGUGUGGGGAACGCUCUUCUAUGAUGUGCAAUCAAGUAUUUGCCGAGCUGCUAUUCAUCUUGGUGCGAUUGAUAACAACGGAGGACUGGUGGACGUCACCAGAAUGGACAGGUUGCCAUUUUUUGUCAAAGCCACAAAGAAUGGAAUUGAGUCUCUGAGUAAAUAUAAAGCAGGAAAUGCCUUCGUAAUGACCAAAGUUGAUGAAAUGACUGCCGACUGUUACACCACUGUGGCUGAGAUCUGUCCUUUCAAGAAGCCUUACUCACACUGUCCAAGAAUUGUCUGUCCCACCAACUGUAAAUCUCAGCCUUCCUAUUGGUCUCCUGUUGUCGGGAACAACAUCUACGCGGAUAACUCCAGUAUUUGUAAAGCAGCCAUCCAUGCAGGGGUGAUCAGCCCAGAGGGAGGUUUGGUGGAUGUUCUGCCCCUGGACAAGAGAAAGAGCUACAGUGGAGUGCUGAAAAAUGGCAUCCAAUCUGAAAGCAAGAGCAACACAGAGGGAGCCGCCUUCAGGGUCUUUGCUGUGAGGGAGUGAGGCGUCAGUUCAGAGCAGACCAACACCGUGGCCUCAGCUGCUCCCACAGAGCAGGGAGAGUCCACAGUGAAGACGUUACGGCUCUUCAUCUCUUCUCUGGUGCCUUCAUCUUAAACACAACCUCCCAAAAUAUUCCGGUCAAUGCUUUUCUUUUUCCUUUUUUUCUUUUAUUUGAUAUAGUAGCACUUAGAAGAAGUAUCUGCAAAAUGUCUUUAUUGUUCGUCAUCCUUCAAAUCAAAUAUGGAUCUUUCUUAGAUGAAGUCUGUGAAAACGUGACAUUAUUUUGUACAUAUUAUAAUGUAAUUCCGUACACAGUAAACAGCUGGUGCUGCAACUAAACUAACUACAGUUAGACACGUUUUACAGGAAGUUCUAUGUUUACAUUAUUGUUUCUACCACAAAUCCAAAUACACAGGAAUGUAUACUGAUUACACUGUAUUUAAUCAUUGUGUACAUAGUACGUAGUAUUUGUUUGUUUUAACAUUUCUUUUUUCUUUAUUUCUUCUGUGUCACUUCUUUGGUCGAUGUUCGCCUCUCAACUCCUGAAAAUUUGGGCUGUGAAACUAAGUCUUGGUCUAAAUUAUUAGUAUAGGUGAAGAGUGGAGGUGGUUUGAAGGCCAGGACUCAUCAGGCAGACAUUCAAGGAAAGGAGAAAAAGAAGGUGCAGCAGAGAAGAGUGUGUCAGAGCGGACUGAGCUCAGCUGCCGUGGAGGAGAUUACGUUAUGUUGUUGCGUUGCUGAGUUUACCGUGUGGUUCAAAAUGCUAUGAUGGUUUACGACUAGCGCGGUGGAGAAGAAGAUUAAGAAGAGUGGCAAAUAUGUAUAUAAUAAUAGGCGGUUAUUCUCCACCUCAUAUUUAUUGUCGUUUUUGAUGCGUGCUCUUUUAUUUUUCUGGCUUCUUUAGGACUUUUUGCACUUGGCAUCAGAAAGCCGUUGCUUCUCACCGUACUACUUUUUUUAACAUUUGAGAAUGAAAUAAAUCCAGUCGAAACUUUCUGGUAAACGGAGAGUAACAUCCAAUUGCGAUUGAAUACGUGUGGGUAACCUCUCUUAGCUCAUCCACAGUAAGACAGAGUAGCACAGCGGUCCAUUCUUUUGGCAGCUGUCUUCUGAGGUCGCCUGAGUCAAUCAUUAGUCUCCAGAAAUCAGAAACCUCUCUGGACGUCACUCAUUCACUCAUGUAUUGUCGCGUAUUAAAAUGAUCGACUCAUCCCCGCCCCACCAGACAAAUGAAUGUGUAAAUGUCUUCAGAUCAGAGGUGUUAUUUUUUUAUUGUGUGUAUAUAAAUUUCAAGGCCGUAACUGUAGGAAUGUGAAUGUGUCGUCAUUAGCAGAACAAAGUACACAACCACACACAAAACUGUCAGUGGACAAAAUAACCGCUUUCUCACACAAAGAAGUAUUUUUCAUAGUUUUUUAUCCCUCGGUGCAGAGUGAAGUUCAGUGAUGAUCUAAAAAACCUUUAGCCUCUGUUUGUUGUCUUCAAAAUGAAGAACGGAGACAAACAACUAACUUCAAAUUCUUUCUUCUUCAAGCAUUUCCAUGUAUCUCUCUAUUCUACCUCAGCCCUGUUGCUGUGCUAUAGGCAUUUAAGGCUUUUUUCAGUAAGGGAUUUUUUAUUGUGGCAAAUGUUGAUAGUUUUAAUGGAACUGUACAUAAUGAUUUGUUGUUUUUUUUUAAAUCAUUUAAUUAGAGGUAGAAUGAUAAAUGAAAUAUAUGUAAGUUUAUUUCUGUGGCACGAAAUCUUUUUAUACAGGUGUUGGGUUUUAUGUUAUUGGCCGUAACUUGUUAAUAAAGUUUGUAUUACAAAUAUA